UCCCGACCGAGUGCUCCACACGGAACGCAACUGAGGGACUACACCACGAAGUUCCCAUCCUCCGCCGUCGCCCUAAUUUGAGACCGGCACGAGAACCGGAGUCAGAGAGCCGGUGUAGCUGCGAGUCCUUGGUUUGGUCAGCCGGCACAAGUGAUAUAUUCCAGGACUGCCAUCUGGCGUCAUGCGCCGUUGCCUCUCGCGACAAUCUCGCCGUUCACAGGCGCAAGAGAACAUUUUGAAUCGGCCAUGAGCCAUAACGAAAACAGCAACACAAAACCCAGGAACGGCUUACACGCGGUUAAGUACUCCAAGUCUGGCGAUCGACCACCCCACCACGGCACGCAUCAGCCGGGUAACCCCAAUUCCACGACGUUAGGGGCACCGCCUCACUGCACUCACUUCCUGUGGCGGUUCAAUUUCCUUCUGUCUUUACUCGGCUCCCAAGCGGUCGGGACGACCUAUCAUCUUGACCCGAGAUCGUCUGCAGCCAGGGCGGAGUUGAGCAGAGGGGAGGACGAAUUACUAGAGUGUCACAGGAGAAGCGCAUUCUGCCAGCGACCCGUCAACCACUUGCUUAGUUCACCGGUUGAAGACCAGGGGAUUGCGAGAGGGACGCGAAACCGACCCAUACGUGGAAGGCUUCCAGAAAGGGGCAGUGUCCAGGUCGGCCUCUCCGAGACUCCAUCGCCAACCCCGUCAAUCGGCCCCCGGGUCUCGAAACAGACCACAGGAAACAGCCGCCGCCUUUGACAAUUGUCACCACCAUUGUCAUUGCAUAGGGAAGGUUCAAAAUAGGAGAGGAAGCUUCCUGCCUGAUCAACCUCGACAAACACAUCCGACUGGGAGCGCCAUUCGAACGAGGCGGCUGGAGGGCGCUCCAGAGGUGGCCGUGCCCUGCGGGAACC
This is a messenger RNA of Parathielavia appendiculata, 905 nucleotides long. RefSeq lists its product as uncharacterized. The transcript has a single exon. The coding region runs from base 247 to 750 and encodes 167 amino acids. NCBI's taxonomy places the organism in Eukaryota, Fungi, Ascomycota, Sordariomycetes, Sordariales, Chaetomiaceae. The record is from RefSeq and is a predicted model, not a curated record.